Molecule: messenger RNA, 1585 nt
Organism: Chara braunii
Lineage: Eukaryota; Viridiplantae; Streptophyta; Charophyceae; Charales; Characeae
Source: the annotation of a GenBank genome assembly
GUCCCAGGUAAUUCUGAACUAUUUUAUUCUGUUCAUCCAAUUGCACUUGGAUUCGAACUCGGGUUUGUCUUGAAACAAAAGGAGGCCACAUUAUGCUGUGGGCGUCCGCAAACUGCCGGAUGCGGCGAUGGCUUCGUCAUCAGUACAAGGUAUACCUACAACAUCCAAAUCAGCAGCGACAGCAGCACUUCAUGCUACUGGAUCUGGCGGUGGACCCGGGACUUCGUCAUCAGCACAAGGUAUACAUACAAGAUCCAAAUCAGCAGCGGCACCAGUUCAUGCUCCUGCAUCUGCCGGUGGAUCCGGACUGAGGAACAGUGUUUGCAUUUCGGCGAAGAACAACAUCAAGCAACUUCUUUGCUCCUCAGACAGUAACGAAGUGACCACGCUGAAGCCAAGGAGACUGUCGGCUGCCGCCGACACAAGUCGCAAAUGCACAGUUGGCUGCCCGAUUCUAGAUGCACACUUGCGGGGGGGGAUUCCCUGUGGAAGUGUAACUGAGUUGGUCGGUGAAAGCACGAGUGCAAAGACGCAGUUUUGUCUCCAGAUGGCUCUGGCGGUUCAGGCUCCUCUAAGCGAUGGAGGAAUGGGUGGCAGGUCCCUGUACAUCUUCACGGAGGGUUAUUUUCCAAUGAAGCGACUGUGGCAAAUAGCGUCAACCUUGAGGAAACCAACUCGAGUCGAUGAUAAGAAUGCCAUGAAUUGCCCGCAGCGAUCGCCUGCUUCUCCUGUGUUUCCGUCCCAACGUCCUCCUCCUCCUCCUCCUUGUCCUCCUCAAUGUGCGACAAAUGGAAUGCAAACGACGGUUUGCGCCACUUUUCAACAGCAGUACUGGAGGGAACCCUUGUUUUGGAGCACCGUCGGCAGUCGGAGAGGAGAAGAUCCACGUGCCGAAGAGCGUGCUCGCAUCGCUUGCAGCAAUGUCCUUGUCGAAGGAAUUCACACCCCCGACGAACUUCUCUCCCUCCUCAGACACUUGCGCUCAGCAUUUUCCGGCAGAUCCAGGCGCCCAUUACCGUUACGGAUGAUUAUCAUUGAUUCUAUCGCCGCCCUCUUCCGUUCCGAGUUCGAUAACACAAUCCUCGACAUGUCGAACCGCGCAAGCAUUCUGUUUCAAGUUGCCGGGGAGCUGAAGCGCAUCGCUUCUGAAUUCCAGAUACCUGUUCUGCUGACAAACCAAGUGACAGACUACAUAGAAGGCGAGGGAGCUGAGGGUGGCAGCAGCUUGGCGGAAGCUCGAAUUGGGAACUUGAGUUACAUGCUCACGUCAGGUCGGAGGGUGGUUGCCGCGCUAGGCUUGGCCUGGUGCAGCUGCAUAACAACACGUCUCUUUCUUUCCAGGUCGACAAGUGCGUUUGGAAUCACCUUGGAUGGUUCUCAAGCGUACAUGAGGCGCCGAAUGCAAGUGGUUUUCGCGCCCCAUCUCCCACCAACUUCUUGCGAGUUUGUUGUCGAAAGGUGUGGUCUAAGGGGCUUGGUAUCAUAAGCUAAACGCCGAUGUGCCACUCGUCACUUCCCGGGAACAUAGCAUGUUAUAUGACAGCUUUCAAGGCGCACCUGAGGAAUCUGGCUGGCUUCCACAGUG